This is a messenger RNA of Scophthalmus maximus (turbot), 2222 nucleotides long. RefSeq names its product fibrinogen-like 1 (gene fgl1). Gene Ontology annotation, biological process: regulation of immune response; negative regulation of T cell activation. Lineage: Eukaryota; Metazoa; Chordata; Actinopteri; Pleuronectiformes; Scophthalmidae. The record is from RefSeq and is a predicted model, not a curated record. The transcript has 7 exons. Bases 317 to 1267 code for a protein of 316 amino acids.
UCUAUUAAAUAUAGGACAGAAAAAGUACAUAAUACCACAAGUGCAGCCAGUGUGCCUGGCGAGUGUGCCUCUGUUCUAGGCCCUCCCUGCAUAUUUCAGAUAUUUUAUGACGGUGGAGAAUCAGGUAUUUUGAUUCGUUUCUGGUUCUCCUUGGCCACGGCUUCGUCUUCGCUCCAGGUGUUGGGAGGAAAAACAUGUAACGUGCUGCUGGGCAAAAAAAUUCAAACAUAUUAAGCGCAACUGUGAAAGCGAGAAGUCUUUUUCCUUGACUUCUGGCCUUUUGGUUUUUUGUGCGGUUGUCACAAGAGAAGCGAGGAUGAGAGGCCCACUGCAGCUGCUCACGGGACUGAUGGUCAUCACGGCUUGCUCCCAGUCGCUCUGCGCUUCAGACAUUUGCAGUGUGGAGGUGGCUGGUCUGCGGGAACACGAGAGGCUUCUGAAGGGCCAGCUUCAGAGACAAGAACUGCUCCUACAGAGAUUACAAUAUUGGGACCAACCGGCCGACACGAACCAAGCAAGAGUGAACCAGAGCCAGGACAGGGAGUACACAGACUGCUCCCAGCUCUUCACGUCUGGCUUCAAAUCCAGUGGUUUCUACAGAAUCAAAAGCAGCAGAGUCUACUGUGAUAUGAGUGAAGGAGGUGGUUGGACCGUCAUACAGAGACGGGUCAAUGGAACAGAGACAUUUAACAGGUCAUGGGUGGAGUAUAAAGAUGGUUUUGGAGACAUGAAUGCAGAGUCGGGAGAGUUUUGGCUCGGAAAUGACAACCUGCAUCACAUCACUGCACAAGGAAAUUAUUCUCUGAGGAUUCACCUGGAAGACUUUGAGGGCGGCCAGCGCUACGCCGAGUACAAGAACUUCAGAGUGGCCGACGAAAAGGAUCACUACCGACUCGCGUUCGGAGCCUACGCGGGGACAGCCGGCGAUGCUCUGUCUGGAAGUUUUCAGGUCGGUGUGUCAGAGUGGGCCAGUCACCAGGGCAUGAAGUUCAGCACCUACGACCGGGACAAUGACAACUACAAGGGAAACUGCGCCCAGGAAGACGAGGGAGGCUGGUGGUUCAACAAGUGUCACUCAGCCAAUCUGAAUGGCCUAUACUACCCCAGCGGUCACUACAGCGCAGUGACGGACAACGGUGUGGUGUGGUACACUUGGAGAGGCUGGUGGUAUUCCCUGAAGUCCAGCGUCAUGAAGUUGCGACCCACCGACUUCAAAAUUGACCCCGCCGACGACCCCAACGCUGUCAAUCGCGGUCCACCGUCCUAGAGCGGACACGAGCGGAUAUCAAAUCUUUGUUGUGGGGCACAAACAAUUUGUCAAGCCGAUUACAGUCACAUUUACAUUUAAAAACACACUAAAACCAAUAGACUGUAAAUAAAGAUGGAUGAUGCGUCUCCACUUCCCUACCUUUGUACAGAAACGAAGCCAAAAUAUCCUUGAACUGGAGCCUCCACAAUCCCUACUGGGUCAGUCUCAGCAGUCAACCAUGACACUUCACCCCAUUUCUUUAGCAUCAAAUAACUACUUAAAACCACACUUAUCAGAAACAGCUUGAUAAGAACUUCCUAAAAUGACAGAAACCAUCCAUGUCCCAUCUGCUAACACGGUAGAGGCGGGGUUUAUGACCUAUACUGCAGCCAGCCACCAGGGGGCCAUCAAGAUGUUUUGGCCAUCUGUAUAUACAUACAAGUCUAUAACUUUUAUCAUCCUCUCAAUCCCACACUGACCCGUUGUCAGACAGUCAGUAAAUGAAGCCAAGAUGAACCAACGAUUCAAUCGUCCAUAUACGUCUGAAGUGGUGAAUGAAACUAGGUAUUUUAACAUUAUAGUGGAAACUUUAGGCAGCUUACAUAGCAACAUAUAUGUGUAAUAGGUUGCUUUGCGUCAUCAGGACUUGUGAAACUGUCUGACUGUUUGAGACGAGAAUGUUGCAAUGGGAAGUCGCAUGCACACGCAGCAAAAAGGGAAAUCCUAUGUUUGUGUGUAUGUGUCAGAGAGACACAGAGAGAGAACCAUCAGACUGAAAAGGUGAAAUCAGUCAUAAUCACGUCACACAAAAACAAAAGUUCUAUAUAAUAAAAGCAGCAUUUCAACCGUUUUAUCAAUAGCAUGGACUGAGCUGAGCUCAGCACUGCUCAUUUGCCCAGAUGUUAAAAAGAUGAACAUGCAUUAAAUUGUCUAUGUAUCAUGAACAACGGAAAUAAAAUAUUCCUUUAUUAUA